GUAGCAGCGUUGUCAGACGGCAAAAAGAAGACACAAGCAUGAUGAACAUCUCUACAAUCUGCACGCUGUGCCUGGUAGCAGCGGUCUGCUGCGGUGAAGCCUGCAGCAGCUGUCCCGUGUUGGAGUGCUGGUUUGUGCAGGAGAAGACGGGUCGAGGAGGAGGUCUCGCUGCAGCUACGACCCUGGAGAAAUCCCUUCUGCACAUCCAAACCGACCCCCACCCUGCAGAGAGCCAGCAGGCUCCAUCCGACAUCCACCCCGACAGAGUUUACCUCAUCACCGACCCAGCCGGCACUCUCUGCCACCGCUCUCUCAACCCUCCCAGAGGCUCGGUGGAAAAGCCUCAGUGUGAGAUCAACCCCUUCCUGCCGCAGCCCUCCACCCUCAAGUGGGCAUCUCCACUCACAGACUCCGCCUCCAGCCCCAUCUACCUGCAGGCCGAUUGGUUUUCCACUGCCCUCAAGGGCCUCAACGGACAGCUGGCCGUCUCCACCAUCACUCGUGCUCCCACGGCAACCAAAGAGCACCGAGUGGUCCUGAGUGUGACCACUACAACCGUCUCCGUGCAGUCCAGACUCGGGGGGCCAGUGCUGCUGGAUUGCGGCCUCUGGGCCAACCCCUCGUCGCCUCUCUCCGGGUCGGGUUUCGCCGUAGAGUGGCGCUACCAGUUCAGAGGGGACGGCCGCUUGGUUCUGGCCUACGACGGCAAAACGGACCGCCUGGCCGACGUCCAAGAGGAGGGGGCCACGCUGGACUAUGAGGGCCUGCACCAGAGAGGGAAUGCGUCGCUGAUCCUGCGGGAGGCUAAAGUGCGUCACUCGGGGCUGUAUAUCUGCACGGUGUAUCUGCCCUACCUCGUGGCUCAGGUGACGAUGGAGCUCCAGGUCGUCGAACCUCCGUCCCUCUCCAUCCACCCGUCCCCUCUGCCCCUCGCAAUCCCCGGCCAGUCUUUCACGGUCCAGUGUGAGGCGUCCGGCUUCGCCCCCCUCGCCCUGGAGCUGAGCUGGGAGUUCAAAGGCACCGAUGGGAAGUCCAGGCCUCUGGGGUCGGGCAGCCUAACGGGACACCGGCAGGCCUGGGACGGAACCUACAGCCAGAGCAUCUCGGGGGCACACGGCGGGCCAGCGUGACCCUCAACGUCAUUGGGUUCAGCUCCCCGUCCAUCGAGGACUCCAUGGCAAUGGUCGGUGUAGCGCUGGUGCUCUACGGUCUCAUCAAGUUUGCCUCUU
Molecule: messenger RNA, 1229 nt
Organism: Gasterosteus aculeatus aculeatus (three-spined stickleback)
Lineage: Eukaryota; Metazoa; Chordata; Actinopteri; Perciformes; Gasterosteidae
Source: RefSeq, a predicted model, not a curated record